CGCGAAGACUCACAAGAAGAGGAAGAGGAAGACACUCAAGAUGGCCGCCGUCAACCUACAAGAGUAAACAUUGGCGAUUUCCACUCGUACGGCCUCACACAAGCCAUGAUUGAUGCUUAGGGCGUGACGGACGGGAAGAGGAAGGACCAGCGGACAUUAAGAUGUCAAGUUCAUUUGUAAAAGACUGUUCAGACGUGUCAGCGCCGGGGAACACCAGCUCGGGGAAGACGGUGAUAAUCAUUGUAAACAACGACACCGGCAAUGUGUCCCUGGAUGGCAGCGAACUCCAGAAUCUAUUGGCGAGCCAUGGUGCCGAUGGGUCUCAGGUCAGUGUGGUGCGCAUGGGGAAUGGGGCCCAGGUCAAUGUGAGUGAGACUGCAGCCAGUACUAUCACUGCUGCAGCUGAUGGAGCUCAGCACGUCAAUCUUACUGUGGAGGGUUUCCCAGGCAUCCCUGUGGAAGUAGGGCAGGUUGGGGCUACUGGCAACUAUGCUGAGCUGCCGCUGGAUGCUGAUGCCUUCCAGCGACUGGAAAGUGUCCUGGACAGUGAAGAGGCGAGGGAAAUCCUGGGCAAGCCUCUCCUGGACAUGGUGGCCAACCCGGAGCAGCUUGGCCCCCUGGAGGACCUCGUUGACACCUCUUUGUUUGAAGGGGAGUCCCAGUCUGGCUCCUUGGCAGGGUACACCAUGUCCUCCGCCGGCACCCCAAUCAGGAAGACACAGAACGCCCCUAAGCGCCGGUCACAACGACAGAUGGACAAAGCAGAGAGGGAGGAGGUUGAAAAAAUCUUAGCUGAGAACCACAAGAAAAUGCAGGAGGAGAGGGCGCAGCUAGAUGGCCGCCAGUUAGUGGUUCCUCUUGUCCCUAUUGCCCAACCUGCCCUGCUAACUGUGGAGAAUGAAAGCCAGGAUGAGUUGGUGGCUGAGGACAGUGAAGGAGCAAAGGAGAAUGACACUGAGGACAAAUUGAAAGGAAGUGAACAGGUGUCAGUGAGAGGACGAGGGAGAGGUCGAGGAAGAGGUAGAGGAAGAGGAAAGGUUGAUGCAGACAGGUUAGGCGGCCAGGAGGUGAAGGGUCGAGGAAGAGGGAAGAAAAGCAUGGAUGGAGAGGCAGAAGGAGGCACUAGAGGAGAGGAAGGAGGAAGAGGAAGACCCAGGGGAAGAGGACGAGGGAAGACUGUCACCAUCGUCACAUCCAGUACUAAUGUGCAGGGAGAGGCGAUGGAUGGGUCUUUAGUCAAAAAGAAGAAGAAGAAGAAACAACUGUGUGUCGUUUUGAAUAGAGAGGAGUGUAAGACAAUCACCUCUCAGGAAGAACUUGAGGAAACAGAGCCCACACCUGCAAACACAGAGCAGGCAGUAGACAUGCAAGAGGAAGUAGAGGAUAAAGUCAAGAAAGUGGUAAAGAAAGCCCCACCAACCCCUAAAAUCAUCCCACAGUUUGAGCCGGCACUGUUCUCAACACCUGACGUCAUGCACAAAGUAGGUGAAGGUCUUCCACCGCAUGCCAUCGUGGUGAAGGGGAACGGGAAGAACAUCAAGACCCAGAAAAUACUCCUCGUCAAAAAGCAGACAAAGAAACAAGAGAAUGCUGUCUCGGCCAUAGGUGUGAAGGAGGAGGCUGAGGCUAUGGAUGUAACUAAUCUUGAACACAAUACAGACCCAGAUAAUGUGGCUGUUAAAGAGGAGGAGGAGGAGGAGGAGGAGGAGGAGGAGGAAGAGGAACAUGAGGAUGAGGAGGAGGAGGAGGAGGAGGAGGUAGAAGAAGAGGAGGAAGAGAGUAAACCAGAUCCAGCUGUGAGAGAGACUGGUAUUUUAAGUGGUGUAAGCAAAGUAGCAAAGAAGAGAGUUCCUGUUGGGGAAGGGAAGUCAAGGGUGAUCCAGGUGAACUGCCCAACAGAAGUGAGGCAGGUUGUGGUGCUGAACUCAGCCAGGACCGGCAUGAAUAAGGAGACCCUGGUGAAGGUCAUCCCACCCAAAGACCCCCCCAAAGAGGAGGAUAAGACAUCACCAGCAAAGGUAAAAAUACCAAAGAAAGAAGGCAAGCAACUGGUUAAAAAGAUAAAUCCAACAACACCAGGAGCAACACCACAAGCAGUGCCAGCAAUGCCAACACCAGCACAGGAAGGGGAAUCAGAGAAAGAAAGUCCAAAUAAAGAGGGGAUCAAAACAGAUCCUCAGAAAAAGCUCAUUAAGAAGAAAAAGUUAGGAUUACAGAAAGGUGGGGAAUUGCACAAGUCCUUUGAGGAUAUUGUGCUUCAGAGGAAAAGGGAAGAGACCCAGAGGAAAAAGGAGGAAAUACAGAGGAGGAGGGAGGAAAUACUUAGGAAACGAGAAGCUAUCAAGAAGCGGAAAGAAAUGAAAGAACAGGAGAUGAAGGAUGCCAUGAUGAAGAAAGAAAUGGAGAAGAACACCCCACCUAAAGAAACACCAAAGAAGGUCAUAAAGGUCCCCAACAGAGUUGUGGUGGUGAAGAAGGAGGUGGAGGAGGGCAAGAAGAAUGGGAUUGAGGCGGCAGGAGGCAAACCACACACGGCAACUCCCACCACCACCAUCAAAGUGAUCCGGAAGGUUGUGCCGCAGUCUGCCCUCGCCUCCCAGGAUGAGUCACCCAUCCGCCGCAGCAACCGAGCCAUCAAAAAGAAAACGUUUGGGGAUGAGAUGCUCACCUACGACUUGAAGGAGGAGCUUGCGUCAGAUGUCAAGGAGGAGGCCGAGGAGGAAGCCAUGGAGGAGGAGAUGGCGGCAAGUGAGGAGGAAGAAGAGGAAUCCAUGGAGGAGGAUGGGGAAGAUGAUGACCCAGAGAGGCUGUGGUGCAUCUGCCAGAAACCUCACAACAACCGGUUUAUGAUCUGCUGUGACCGGUGCGAGGACUGGUUCCACGGCUCCUGUGUUGGGGUCACCAAGGCCAUCGGCCAGCAGAUGGAGGAGGAGGGGCGUGAGUGGGUGUGCCCAAAGUGUAAAAAAACAGAACGUGCAAUGAAGGGAGUAGUGGUCUUGGGAAAGAAGAAACUCGAGAACACACUCAUCACCAAAGCGUUUAACAAUCAGACUGUCAAAGCAGAGCAGCAGACGCCUCUGUCCCCAACCAAGGUAAUCAAGAGGAUUGUUGUGAACAAGCCAGAGGAGACGGAGAACCAGGUGGAGGUCAAGAAGCCAGUGGAUGUCAAGAAACCCCCUGAACGGAAGCUGGGUGGCCUGUCUGGGUUUACUAUUCCAAAGAAGGCAAACAUUGUGCAUGAGAAUGCCACUCAACCCAAGAAGACACUGAGUGAUGAGAAGAAAACUGGAUCUCCACAGGUCAUCAAAGUGGCCCAGAAGAAAAUAGAAGGGGGACGAGAGCCUGUCAUUCAGCCUCGCUUCUGGCAAAAGGUACAAGAGUCAGCCCGGGGUGUGGGACCCUUGGAGAAGACCAAGCCCAAAGUGUUGGUGUACCAGAAGACCACAGGGAAGAUCAUCUCAGGUUCUGAGGCUCCUACUUUUGAGGAGCUGAAGGACUGGCUGAAGGAGCACCCAGACUGUGGUAUCCUUCAGCCAGGGAUGAUGAAUGCCUCAGGGACACUUGUGAGCCAGGCCUCCACCACAUUCAAUAGCCAAAAGAAAGUGAUCCAGGUGGCCAAGUCAGUGACAGCUCCAGUGGGCAGCUCAACGCCACAAAAGGUCACCGUGGUCAAGUCGGCUGAUGGUCGGGUCAUUGUCAAAACCUCAGAGAACUUGGAGAAGGAGGCACUGACCAAGGUGGUGAACACGGUGACCUCACAACCCACUCCAAAGACUGUCAUAGUGAGCACGGUGAAGACUGCCACAUCCAUAGUGAAGGAGGUGGUGGAUGACAAGAAGGAGGUGUCACCCUCAAAGAAAGAAGAGGCGACCCCUGUGAAGACUCCCACGAAGGAACCCAAAAAGCUGUCAGAUAUUGUAACCCAUCCAGCAGCACCACCACUAGUGAAGACGCCACCUGUUGAGAAGAAGAAGGGAGACCACAGUGAAGUCCGGAGCAAUGUGAGGAAAACCCUGACUGAGGUGCUCACCAAGCGGUUCAAGGAGACGCAGGACGAGUUCCCCAGUGUCACUGAGGAUUUCAUCAAGGGUCUAGCCCAUGACAUUGAGAAGGAGCUGUUCCUCUUCUUUGGCAAGGAUGUGGGGAUGAAGUACAAAACCCGCUACAGGAGCAUUCUCUUCAACACAAGGGAUUCCAAGAACACUGGGCUGUACCGCAAGAUUCUGAAGGGAACAAUAUCCCCAUCACAGUUAGCCAAGAUGACUUCUGAGGAACUUGCCUCCAAGGAGCUGCUGGAGUGGAGGGAGAGAGAGGAGAAGAAGGAGCUGCAAGCAAUUGAGAAGCAUGAGCUAGAAAUGAUUGCUCUUGGUAACCAGUACAUCAUGAAGUCUCAUAAGGGAGAAAUUGAGAUUGACAAGGAUGAGUUCAUUAAGGAAAAAGAAAAAGCUCCUGAUCCCCUCAAUGCCUUGCCUCUGGACCCUGUGGCAGAGAUCCUGGAUGACACCACCUCCAAUCACAACAAUCACAUAUAUGAUCUCAACUGUAAGAUAUGCAGCGGCCAACAAGAACCUCCUGCAGAGAAAUCUCACAAGGACAAACCAAGGGAGAGAGACAAGCACAGCAAGGACUCCAAGAGCCGCAGGAACGACGAAGCUGCCAAAGUCCGGGACAGGAAAGAGAGGAAGAGCUCAUCAGACAAAGAGAGGAAAGAGAGAAGGGAGAGUUCAGAUAAAGACAGACACAGAUACCGCAGCAAAGACCACAAGGAAAAGAGUCGGGAUAGGGACCGAGACAGGGACAGAGAGAAGGACAGGCACAAAAGUAGCAAGAGCAAGCAUUCCGAAGACUCCAGGGACAAACAGAGAGAUAGGGAGCGUCACAAGAGCAGCAGCAGUGAUAAAGACAAGGACAGGGAGAGGGAAAGACGGGAUUCCAAGGACAAGAAGCACCGGGAUAAAUACAGGGACAGGCGGGACUCAAAGGAUGAGAAGAGCAGUAAACGGAGGGAGAGUGAAAAGGACGACAGGAAAAGACGUCACAGUGGAUCUCGUAGUGAUGACCGGAGGAGGAGAGAGAGUGAGAAGGAGAAUGCCCGGCAGAGGGACAGUGGGUCAUUAGAGAAGCAGAAAGAUGAGGUUAGCACUAGUGAUGAUGUUGUGUUUGACAUCAUUGGCAAGGAACUGUCUUCCUCCUCGUCGCUUCCUGAUGGCUUUGCUAGGGAUGCUGAACCCUCUUCUACUGUACUGGGGAGUCCAGACAUCCGAGACCCAGCGUCACCCAUAUCAGAUGAGGACAUGGUAGCGCUACCUCCUGACUUGCCUCCCCCAUUGCCUCCAUCCUCCCCCAGUGCUGCCCCGCCACCUCCAACUGAAGCAUAUUCACCAUCCUCACCUCUCAAUUCAGAAAAAUCCCUGAGUCCCCAACCACCACCUGAGAGAGACUCCCUAACACCCCCACCACUACCUGAUGAUGACAUUCCCUCAGCUCCCCCUCUCCCUGACUAUGAUGUUCCCUGCACACCUCCUCCCCCUGACGAGUACAAUCCACACACACCACCCAUGCCAGGCAGUCUCUCGGGGCUUAGGGAGCUGGGUAAAUCUCUGCAUAUUCCUUCAUCUCCACCCUUGGAACGCUCAACUACGCCUCCGUUACCUGAACCUCCCUCCACUCCACCUCUUCCUGCCUCUCUUAACCUCCCUCGGCCAGAUUCCCCCGGCACUCCACCUCUGCCUGGGGGAUCAGUUCCUCAAAUUGGUACCUCAACUCCACCUCACACUCCAAGGGGAUCAACGCCACCUCUCCCGAAGGAAAAGCCAGUGUUGGGCGGCUCCCAGGCAUCUGGUUAUAUGCCUGUCUCCCCGACGUUAUCAGACUACAAUAAGAACUUGGGCAGACUGACUCCCCCCAUUGUAGAGAAAUCUGGUGUGCCCUCCAAGUCAUCAGGUCCUGUGGUUAUUAGCCCAGAUCCUGAGAAUGUAUGGAAAGGAAUCAUUCACAUGCCAGAUGUAGCCAAAUUCAGUGCAUCAGCUUUUGAGGUAUCAGGAAAAGCUAAAUUUCUUCCAAAUGAUGUGCCAAAUACCAUAGAGGUUGUUGGACGCAUUGCUCCUGACAUGGUGUGGAGCUACAUUGCACAAAUGAAGAAGAGUGGAUCCAAGGAAAUUUUAGUGGUUCGCUUUCAACCUGCCAAUGAAGAAGAGAAGGUUUCCUACAUUGCCCUGUACUCUUACCUGUCAUCCAAAAAGAGGUAUGCUGUUAUUGGCAACUGUGGCAAGUCUGUGAAGGAUUUCUAUGUUGUGCCUCUUGCCUCACACCAAACUAUUCCUCAGGUGCUCCUCCCCCUCAAUGGGCCAGGCUUUGAGGAGCAGCGGGCGCACAUGCUCAUUGGGGUGAUAGUGCGAGCCAAGAGCAAGAGAGUGUUUGACCACACCACUGGCAACUGGAAGGUUGUCAGUGGGGGCCAAAGUGGGCCUACCAUUAAAGUCAAUGAAACAUCAGACCGAAGUUGUACUCCACCCCUUCCCACUGAUGAAGACAUUCAGGAAAUAGCCCUGGCAGCCAAGGAAGCUGAGGACUUUGAGCUGCUAGAAUACCAAGAGUCAAGGCCACACAAGCGACGAGCCAAGGGUGGUGGGGAGACCUCUCAGGCCAAGAAGAGGAUGGUGGCUUCAAGGGACCAGUCCUCUGACUCCAACUCAAUUAUUGAUGAAGAACCCAACAGUCCACCUGAAGAUAGCUAUGUGGAGGCUUCUCUAGAUCAAGAGUCUAUGCUUGCAGAACUCAAUCGACAAAUUGAGGAACACAAAAAAGAGCUGAGUGAGAUGCAAAAGACAAUUGGGAAUGAUGAGGAUGAACCUUAUAGUCCUUCUCAUGCUGACAGCCCCACUCCUGAAGGUGAACAGUUGAAACUUGAUACCUCCAAAAUUAGUAUUCCAGCUAAUUUACAGGAAAUAUUAGAUAAUAUUAGAGAAAAAGAAGCAGAAAUCAAACAGAAAGAACAAGAAAUUAAGAGGCGAUUAAGUUUAACAUCAGAUCCCAUUGUAAUGAACUAUGGUAAAUAUCAUGCUUAUGAGAAAAAGAAAGAAAAAAUAGUCACUAGUCCAGGUAAGGAUGUUGAUCUCAGACCUUUGCUUCACACUAAGUCAAAUAAAGACACUAAAACAGAUACAGAUUUGAGAGUUUUAAAGGCAACAACGGAAGAGAAAAAGUCGGAGAAAGUUGAAUCUGUUACAAAACAAGAGGAAGAUGUGGACCUUCGCAUUAGAGACCCUCGUUUGGCCAGGGCUCAGGCUCAGGCCUCUGCUGCUGCUGCUGCUGCUGCUGCUGCCACUGCAGCUCCUGCCUCUUCCACCACAGACAGUUCAGAAAAGGGUAAAACCUUAAGUAAAAUGACUGAUGAGGAGUUACUGGCCAAAGCCUUAGAGAUGGAAGACAGUAGUUCCAGCAGCAGGCAGACUGUUCCUGAAGCUGGUGCAGAAUCUCAGUUCCAUCCAGUCAUGCCAGUACCUCCUCCCUUCAUUCCACCAACCAUGCCAGCAGGUUUUGUACCCCCUGGAGGACCCAUAGUGGGGCCUGACCCUAGGGCAGGUCCUAUGCCUCCUCCCAUGCCCCCUGGUCCCCCUCCCUUUAUGGGUUCAGUGAGUCUUCCUUCCAUGGACAUGUAUGGAUCACAAGGAUCAAGAAUACCAGGUCCACAUGGUCCUCCAAGUUUUUCAGGUCAUGUUCCUCCAGGGGCAGGACCUGGACCAGGACCUGGACCAGGGCCAGGGCCUGGACCAGGGCCUGGACCACAUGCAUCAGGAGGGUUCUCAGGGCCACCUGGCCCACAAAGGCAAAAUUACCCAGGCCCAGCCUGGGAGGGAGGCCAGGGCUACAGUGGCAGGGGGUGGGGACCAGACUAUAGGGACAGGGAUAGGGACCGGGAUUGGGACAGGGACAGGGAUUGGGAUCGAAACCGGGACUGGGACCGAGACAGGGACUGGGACAGGGAUAGGGACUGGGAUCGGGAGAGGAACUGGGAUUGGGACAGGGAAAGGGAGAGGGACUGGGAGAUGCGUCAUGGCAGGGACACAGGGCAUUCAAGGUAUCAGUACAAAGGGAGGAGGAAUGACGGGAAAGGAAAAGGCCGGGAUAGGAAUAAGGACAAGCCUGAGAAGGAAAAGGAAGCUCCCCAAAAGGAGAGUGAAGGCAGUGGGGAAGAUGGAUCUUUUCAUGAAAUUGAUUAUUAAUUUGAUUUUUUUUUUUUUAAAUGUGACAUUGUGUAAAUGUUAUAGCAAGGGUCCACAUAAGUUACUGUAAGUACCUAUGUAUGUCUUGAAUGAAACAGUAACAUGAAGUAUUUCCCUUUGAAUCAUAUAUUUUAUUGUCACAUUAUCAAAAAUGUUGUAAUUGCUCAUAUUGGGCAUAUAGGGACAAAUGUACAUAUUUCUUUGAAUACUUUAACUGACCAGUUAUCAAGGCAAUUUUUGUAUUGUGCAGAGUGGUGUGAAUGUGUGAAAAUAUUGGGUCCAGCUUGUAUGCCGAAGAGAAAUACAGGUCAGUAUAGAAGUAGAGCAGCAUGAGGUUUUCUAGGACUUUAUAAAGGUGUCAGCUUUGUCUAUAUCUAAAUGUUCAAUGUACCCAGAAUACAAGAAGAAAAGCCACAUUGUGAACCUAGAUUUAUUUUUACCAAUGGGAUGAAUGUUAACAUUUGUAAAUAUGUAUUACAGAAUUUUAGUUUUAAACAAUUUGGACUUUUUAUGUAAUUAUAUAUAUAUAUAUAUAUAUAUAUAUAUAUAUAUAUAUAUAUAUAUAUAUAUAUAUAUAUAUAUAUAUAUAUACACACACACACACUCAUGCAUACUUGUUAGUUAAUGAUUUGGCACCUCAUCUCACCUCUUCUACUGGAUCAGCCUGGAACAGAUGGGAUGGGAUCUGUUUUAGUGUAAUAAAAUUUUUCAUAAAAUAGACUUGGCAUGAAUGUGUUCUGCAAUAGGCAAGCUGCGGCAUCUACACAGCAUCCUGUGUGUUACCUGCACCACAAGGCAUGGCUGCGGUGAAGUAUUGGUGGAGUUGCUGGUGUGGCAGUAUUGUGGCGGGAGAUGAAGUAGUCAUGGUUAUCCUGGUGGGUGUGAUCACAACAAAUAUAGUUCAUAAGUCUUAAUUUUAUAUUUAUAUAUAGAUAUAUAUAAAAUAUAUAUGUACAUUUCUGGACAUAGAAGAGCAGGCAUUCAUUGGAAAAGUUGUUGAAAGGUUUUAUUGUUACAAGAAUUAAUAUUUUAACCAACGUACUGCUGAUGUCUUGUCCCAGAAAAAUAAAACUUAAUUUUUUGUUCAAGCAUUUUCCAUUCCCUAAGAAACACUUGCAGUUUCCUAGAAUGAAAUGUUAAAAUCCUGAGUAACUUUGACAAGCCAAUCUAGAGUGGAUGCCUGCUUUCUGUGUGUCACUUGGUGGGGGGAGUGAAGCACACUAACCCUGCUGGAUACCUGGUGUACAAUGCCUGUGUGUUAUCAUUGUGCAGUAAUGCUCUAUACAGACCAUAAACUUAUAAGCUGCUCCAUGUGUUCCCCUAUUAGUAUAUGUUAGGUCAACAUUAGCACAUGAUUCAUUUGUCUGCUUUACUACAUUUAUUGUACUAUGCAACAUUGAGUAAUGGAAUUAAUGUAUGAUAUAUUUUGUCAUAAAGGUUAUUUACUCAGCUUGUAAACAUAUAUUAUUGCACACCGUGAUAGAGUUCUUGAGUGCUGUCAGCAUGAUUCUUUACCUGAGCAACAUUUCCUGUCUGUGCAGCACCCAUCUUAUUAAUUCACAUGUAUGUGCUGCUCAUAGCAAUUUAUCACCUGUGUUUUCACAUUGCCUAAUGUUUUGGAUGGAUAUUUUUUUUCUGACACUCAUAGUGUUGUGCUUUUCAUAUUAAGUGAUUAUAUGCAUUAUUGUAUUUUCAGUAGAAAUUAUUACUUAGGGCAGUUUUGGUUUGAAUGACACAUUUUCAAUUUCUUUCAUAGAUUUUUUUUGUUGUUUUUUUGUUUUGUUUUUGUCUUCAAUAAAUAGGUGCUGAAGAUG
Scylla paramamosain (green mud crab) is the source of this 10039-nucleotide messenger RNA. RefSeq names its product death-inducer obliterator 1-like (gene pps). The coding region runs from base 162 to 8225 and encodes 2687 amino acids. Gene Ontology annotation, biological process: DNA-templated transcription. NCBI's taxonomy places the organism in Eukaryota, Metazoa, Arthropoda, Malacostraca, Decapoda, Portunidae. Gene Ontology annotation, molecular function: protein binding. The record is from RefSeq and is a predicted model, not a curated record. The transcript has 25 exons.